GUUAGAUGAAAGGAAAGUGGGUCAAAGGCAGGUCUACUUGCAGCUGCUGUCUGACUGUCCACCGAUUCAUGUCCGCUCUUGAAAGUCGUAGGCGUAGCUUUAGAAUUUCUGAGAGUAAAGUCUGUUUAUUUGAGGUAGCUAGCUUAUCUUCACGUCAACAGUCAGCCUUCAGCAACGCUCCCUAUUCAGGCAGUUGAGCGAUUUCGCUUCAUGGAACAUUGUCGUUCACUUAAUAAAUAUAUUCUCUGCAGCGGGCAAUGUCGUUGAAGAGGGAACACGAUGGUCGAUGAAGACUUCAAUGCAUGCAAUGAGUAGACAACCGUCACACACAUAAGAGGUGCUGACUGUUCAGGAGAGGGGACGUUAGAAGGCUGUGGAGUCCAUACUGUAUGACAGAAUGAGGAAAUGUAGUCCCUGGACGUUUCUUCCUAUUAUGUUUUCGCUGUUCACAGCAGCUGGUCUGUGGGUUGUGUAUUUCAUAGCAGUGGAGGAUGACAAAAUAAUUCCUCUAAGUUCAGAGUACAAAAGAUCGGGCCAGAAGUCUCCCCCCUACAUAAGCAUUGCAGGCAAUGCACCACCAGCCAGCUGCGUGUUUAGCCAAGUCAUGAACAUGGCAGCAUUUGUGGGAUUCAUUCUUGGUGUGCUGCGAUACCUUCAGCUGAAGCCACGUAUGCACAGGCCUUGGAUGAAUAUUGGCGGUCUCGUAGCCUUAUCUCUGGCCUGCUUUGGAAUGACCUUAGUGGGAAAUUUCCAGCUUACCAAUGAUGAAGAGCUGCACAACGUAGGCACAUCAAUGACCUUUGGACUGGGAACUCUGUUCUGUUGGGUGCAGUCCUUCAUAACAGUGAAGGUGAACUUGCGGAACGAGGGCAGACGGGCAGGUAUCCCUCGUUUCCUCUUGUCUGGAGCGGUCACUAUCUGCAUGCUGCUUUAUUUCAUCCUGAUGGCUCAGGGUCUUCACAUGCACGCUGCCCGGACGCAGUGGGCCCUUGUCAUGUUCUUUCUCACCUUCCUAGCCUCCUUCGCCAUUGAAUUCCGCAACUAUCACUUUGAGAUUAUGUGCACCGACUACCAGGAUCCCCCACUCAGUCUGUCCGAGACCUUCUCUGAGGUGUCAGAGUACCAGUCGGAUCAGUUGUAGGGGCCCCGCUUGGGCCCCAGUGGUUGGGCAGAGCUCAAGAAGAAUCAGAACAAACAAUAACCAUUAUGAUCAACUGAACUCUCCAGAUAAAACAAAUUAAACUGCUUAUAAAGCAGGUUGAAUACAAAAAUCACUUGUGGCAGAAAUGACUGCUGUGUUGGGCUGUCUCAGAUAUCCAGACAGAUGCAUUGAUUAGCUAGGCACCUUAUUUGGGUAUUGCCACGAACUCACAAUGAAACAUCAGAAGCACACCCAUUGGUUGGAUACAAUUCUUUGUUCUUAGUCCCAACGGACAGGCAUGCUGGCCCAUAGCCAAAGUAUUCUAUGAGCAAAAUACUGUAUCCAGCACAAUGUCUCCAAUCAGUGUCUGUAAGCACUACUCUACAUGCAUGUUUGCCUGAGGAAUGUAUUUGGUACUAAGCUUAGAAUGAUUAAUUUUCAUCCAACUCACAGAGCACAGUUUUGAUAGUAGAAGACAUUUAAGGUAAGUCACUACUUUCUCAGUCAACUCAUCAGUUUGUACUGGUAUUUCUGUAAAAAAGAGACCAGAGGCAUGUAGGACUAGGCUGAUUUC
Messenger RNA from Sardina pilchardus (European sardine), 1715 nucleotides. It is a transcript of the gene tmem150c, whose product is annotated as transmembrane protein 150C. The transcript has 8 exons. Lineage: Eukaryota; Metazoa; Chordata; Actinopteri; Clupeiformes; Clupeidae. The record is from RefSeq and is a predicted model, not a curated record. The coding region runs from base 398 to 1141 and encodes 247 amino acids. Gene Ontology annotation, cellular component: plasma membrane.